Messenger RNA from Caenorhabditis sp. 36 PRJEB53466, 1088 nucleotides. Lineage: Eukaryota; Metazoa; Nematoda; Chromadorea; Rhabditida; Rhabditidae. The record is from the annotation of a GenBank genome assembly.
AUGCUCUAUCCAUCCGUCUACGCACUUCUCCUCAUUAUCAUCGUUCUCAAAGUGUUCGACCGAAAAACGAAAAGGACAGUGACGCCUGCGCAUCGAAUUCCUCCCGGAUAUCCGCCGAAAGUACUCCGCGUUUUUUUUUUUAGUUUUUUUUUAAACGUUUUGUUUUGGUUUUCAGGGCGGCAUUCGUUAUCAGAUCGAAGAAGUGAUGCCGCGGGUGACUCGAAAGACGAAGCAAAACAGAACGGUUGGGGAGGGGGGGUCUAGAAAAAGAGAAAGUUUCCGAAAUUUCAGAAACACAUUGAGAAGAUCAUCAACGAGAUGGCGAACAGCGGGCAGCAGUUGUACGAGUUGAGCGAGCAGAAGGGAGUGGUGAGUGUGGAAGAGCAAGCUUCUAGGCCAUUCGCUUUUUAGGCCCAGUUGGAGAUUGUUCGGGACAAGAACAGAUUUGGUGUUAACAAUUUGAAAUAAUAAAUUGUUCAAUUUUGUGCGUGACCUUGACCUUGACCUUCCCGGGACUUUUAGAACUGUCGCCGAUCAUUGCUCCGAGAGAUGAAGAUCCUUCUGAUCCUUCCGAUCCUUUGCACCAUCGUCCGAGCUCGGGAAAGCGGGGCUGAAGCGGCGGCGGGGACUAUUCUGAGCACGUGGGACCAGGCCCUGAUCAGUCAUAACUUCGAGCCGUUCCUGGCACUUCACGCCGACGAUUUCACGUUCCACGUGUGUGAUUCGAGCGGCACCACGCGGGAACAGUUUAAAAGCUAUUUGGUGAACGAUUUGCAGCUGUGGCAAGUCUGGAAGAGCAAGGUAAGGGAAUGCGCCUGGGCACUGAAAUUGCGUCAAGACCUCCGAAAGUUUGCAGCACACGCAAAUCGGCUCGCCGCUCGGCCACCACAACAUCUCGAGCGUCGCGUACCAGAAAAAUCUGCUGCUCUCCUCGUACAAACUGCUUCAAACGCAAGGGACCAUUCUGUUCGAGGUGGCCUAAUUUUUCGGCGUGUCGGAUUCUAGUCCCCCCCCCCCCUUUACAGGUCACUUCCUCGGCCAUUCGGAUCAUUUCGAGCUACGAACCGUGUCCGGUCGUGGUGUUCUAG